UAGUAUAAAAACACGCCCUCCCUUAAUACAUACAUAUAUUUACAGAGUGCCAGUGAAUAUGUAAAAAAAAAAUGCGAAUGGAAGAAGCUACUGGAUUACCACCACAACGACGUCGUAUUGCAACGACACAACAACAACCAUCAUCGUUAAUCAAAAGAAAACCCUUAGCCAACAUCACUAACAAUCACACCGUCAUCCCCAAUAAUAGUAAUAAGAAGAAGAAGAAGAUUGUUACACCUUCCCCCACCACCGCCUCUGAUUCUAGUAUCGGAUCCACUCCUAACCCCAUCCGCCCCGUUUCCCAAAAAUCUCGCAGAAGUGAUCAUGCAGUUGGUAAUGAGAAUUCAAUUGUGUAUGCUCAAAGAAACAGCAAACGGAAUACCAGGAGCAAAACGAAGGCUGAUGUCUCCUCGUAUCAGACAUCCAGCCCGGAAACAAGGAACAGUUUGAAGGAACGAUCUGCCCCUGUUUGUUCCUCUAAUUUGAACAAAGUCAAGGAUCAGGGGAAAGUCAAUCAGUCUGAUAUGGUUAAAACGAUUAACGAUGGGAAUAAGUUAUCUGUGACCCCUCGUCAUUCUUCGGUGGAGAACCUCAAGGACAAAAGGAACACAAUUGAUGUGCCUUCUGGUGCCCAUCAUAUGCUGAAUGUCAAGAAUAGCAAGGAAACUCCUAUUCGUCAUUCUACUAUGAAAAGAAAGGAUAAUACAAAUACUGACACAAGUGCUACAAUGCAUGAUUCGUUAAUGAAGGGAAGUGAUAAGGGAAAGGAGACUGCUGCUGAUUAUUCUUCUAUCAAGAAUGUAAAGAGUAACAGGGUGGAUGAUCGUGUUCCCCUUAAAGGAGUGAUUAUUAAAGAUAGUGGGGAAAUGGAUACGGGUUCUAAUCGUGCUGAUCUUGAUCAAAGAAAUGAAGGGAGGGCUGUUGUUACACCUAAUUCCUUAACGAAGACAAAAGAUAAAGGAAAGGCAAUUGAUGUGUCACUUGAUUUUCCUUCUUUGAAGAGUGUGAAGCGUUAUAUAAUGGAAGAUCAUGUUCCCCUUAAAGGAGUAAUAAUUAAAGAUACAGGGGAGAAUGCUACUGGCUCUAGUUGUGUUGAUCUUGCUAAAAAAGAUGAAAGGAAGAUGGUUAAUACACCUACCAAUCACCACAAUCUGGAGAAGAAAGAUAAACGAAAUAGCUGUCCACCUCUUUUGAGGGCCACGAGCAACAGAAAUGUAGCUGAAGGAGCACAAGAUAAAUUUAGGUCUAAGCCACAAACUGAACCUCCACCCAAGAAAAAGAUGAGGAGAUGCUCAUCGAAGGAAGAAUAUGCAUUACCCCAAGACUAUUUGGAGCAGCAGAGAGCUUAUUUUAAAGAAAUAGAUGACUUUGAGUUAGAAGUGGAGGAAGUUUGAGUUUAAAGAAGAUGCAUAACUUCAUUACCUAAGUAGGAUAACCUCUCUUUGCUUCUUGUAUAGUCACACUUUUAAAUGUCAAUCUUAUGAAACAAAAAUCAAAUACAUGACACCUACUUUGACCAAAAGAUCUGUGUAUUGGCACCUUAACACGCUGGUAGUUUAGAAGUAAAAAAAGAAAACCUUGUGUAAAUCUGAUGGCUGAGAUGAAUAAAUUUAUCUUAAUCAAGUUUCUUGUUGGUGUAGAGAUGAACUGGUGAUUAUAAGCAUGUUUUCCUUUUUACAGUAUGGUGGUGAUUUGUUUCU
Erigeron canadensis is the source of this 1700-nucleotide messenger RNA. RefSeq lists its product as uncharacterized. The coding region runs from base 72 to 1394 and encodes 440 amino acids. Lineage: Eukaryota; Viridiplantae; Streptophyta; Magnoliopsida; Asterales; Asteraceae. The record is from RefSeq and is a predicted model, not a curated record. The transcript has 4 exons.